This is a messenger RNA of Drosophila rhopaloa, 7485 nucleotides long. RefSeq names its product protein MTSS 2 (gene mim). Gene Ontology annotation, biological process: cell projection assembly; plasma membrane organization. The record is from RefSeq and is a predicted model, not a curated record. Gene Ontology annotation, cellular component: cytoplasmic side of plasma membrane; actin cytoskeleton. The coding region runs from base 869 to 6991 and encodes 2040 amino acids. Lineage: Eukaryota; Metazoa; Arthropoda; Insecta; Diptera; Drosophilidae. The transcript is spliced from 16 exons. Gene Ontology annotation, molecular function: phospholipid binding; actin binding.
GACACUCUCGAACGAUUCGGUCGCGGUUUUUUGUUUGUCUGCUAGAAAGCCCACUAGCCCACUCGAAGCGAAGGAAAUCGAAAAUGCGCUCGGAAAAUCAGUCGUAGGCGGGGCGAAAAUAACGGUUGCAGCGCCAAACUUCUAACUGUUGUCUGACCGGGCAAAAAGUGCGCGACAAAAUUUUGCAUUACGGAAAUACAAGCGGGGAAAAGUGUCGAACUCGGUGCGAAAAUCGGCGAAUAAUUCUAUGCGAUUUCCCGAGGAAAACGGAAAAUUAAGCGUCUGUCUGCAAGUCUGCUGGCUGCGUGUGUGUGCGUGUCUGUGAGUGUAUAACAUAACAGAAAACAUAACAACAACAACAAGGCAGCCAGGAUCAACGGUUCUUCAGGGUAGUUUGUUUGAAUUUGAACAAAGCAAAGCAAAAGCAAACGCAAAGCACACGAAAGCAGGAGUGAGAGAAAUAAAGUGAUAGAGAGAGGGGGAUAACGGGAGAGCACACCCCACACACACACCCGCUCCUCUCCUUUGUGUGCGCUUUUGCCGCCUGGAAAUGCAAUGCUACACCAACAACAACAACGGCAAGGGAACGAUGGGAAGCAGGGGAGGAAAGAACAACGCUUAAUUGUCUGCAGCAUCGUCGGCCGAAAAAAUCAAACAAACGAUUGCAUUUAAGUCGCCCUAGGAUAUUUUCCAGACGAAAGUGCACUAUCUUUCCACCGCACCACAAGGAAAUGUUCAAUUUGCUUGGUUUUUCCUAUCAAUAUAAAAACACAAUAAAAUUAUCCAAAUAAACUCAACCGAAUAAUUGAACGACAAACGACGAAAUUCAAUCGAUAUCUCUACUAAGCCAGUUAAAUACUAAGAAAACAUGGAUCUAAGUCUGGAACGCGAUAGCUCCGCGCUGGGUAGUCUGUUCCAGCAGAUUAUCAAUGACAUGAAGAAUACUUCGCCACUGUGGGAGGAUUUUGUGGCUAAGGCCGGGAAACUGCACACAUGCUUGAGGGCCGCCAUCCAGGCAAUCGCCGCCUAUUUGGAUGCCUUCCAAAAGAUAGCCGAUGCGGCGACCAAUUCAAGAGGAGCCUCCAAGGAGAUCGGCACCGCCCUGACCCGGGUUUGCCUGCGCCACAAGGCGGUGGAGACGCGUCUGAAGACCUUCACCAGCGCCAUCAUGGAUUGCCUGGUGCAGCCGCUGCAGGACAGGAUUGAGGACUGGAAGCGCACGGUGGCCACCAUAGACAAGGACCAUGCCAAAGAGUACAAGCGCUGUCGCAGCGAGCUGAAGAAGCGCUCCAGCGACACGCUGCGUCUGCAGAAGAAGGCGCGCAAGGGCCAGACGGACGGCCUGCAGUCCCUGAUGGACUCGCACAUGCAGGAUGUCACCCUGCGGCGGGCUGAGCUGGAGGAGGUGGAGAAGAAGUCCUUGCGGGCGGCCAUGGUGGAGGAGCGGCUGCGCUAUUGCAGCUUCGUCCACAUGCUGCAGCCCGUGGUGCACGAGGAGUGCGAGGUCAUGUCAGAGUUGGGCCAUCUUCAGGAGGCCAUGCAGUCGAUUGCCCUGGUAACCAAGGAGCCCAGUGUCCUACCCCAGGCCUCAGAGGAGCUCAUCCACGACGCCAAGGCCAGCAUUAAUCUCUAUCCGGAGUCGCCAGGCGGAGGUUCCGGAUCUCAGGGCGGAGGCUGCUCCAACUCGCUGGGUUCCCGGAAGAGCUCCGUGUGCUCCAUCAGCAGCAUGAACAGCAGUGGAUCCAGUAACUCGCCGGGCCACCACCACUAUCCGCGCUCCCUGUCGCAGACUUCGAAUGCAACGAAUCAGACGGCGAAUGCCUCCACCUGGCCCCCACAUUCCCAGGACGUGGUGGACACCCUGCCACCGACCGCCGACCGUCCGCACACGAUUUCGACGGCCUACGAAAAGGGUCACCAGCGACCGCCGCUGACCGUCUACACGUUCCAAAAUCCGGAGACCAUUCACGAGUCAAACAGCUGCCUCAACAACGGAUCCACAGCUCCGAAUGGACAGCCGUCAUCAGGUCAGGCCACACCGGCCACCCAGAAGUCUCCGGCCGCUUCACUUAGUCGGCCACCCUUGCCAGUUCGCUGCUCGUCGCUGGAGCGACCGCUUUCGGCCCAGAGUAACCACCGCCAGGGAAGCGGGAGCAACCUGCUGCAGCGCCAGUGUCCCUCUCCGAUUCCGGCUCAUAUCACGAAAGAGCUGUCCGCAGCGCAUCACGCACAGCAGCAGCAGCAGCAGAAUCAGCAGCAGCCCCAGACGCCGCCCACCUAUGUGAACAUGUCCGAGCUGGCCACCAUGGCGGCCUUGAAGCUGACCAACCAGCAGCAGAAGGCUUCCCCACCGCCUCUGCAGCAACAGAGCUCCAUCGACUCCACUAGCUCCCAGCAUUCCAAUGACUCCUCCGGCUCGCAUCAGCUCCUACAGCAGCAACAGCAGCAGCAGCAUCAAUCGCAGCUGAAUCAUCACUCAGCCACUGCCACACGCUCCCAUUCCAUAUCCUCGACGGCCUCGUCACUGCACUCGCACCCGUCGAUCGACUCCACCGUCGCUUGUGGCUCGCUGGUGGGCCAGGCCAACCACAGCACCAGCACCAACACGAACACCACCACCACCUCGCCGUCCAGUGGCAGUUCCACGCCACAAAACCAUUACUCGCCCCUGCUAACCAACUCCCCCACGUCCACUGCCGCAGGUACACCCAGCGGCAGCAGCGUAGGUCCCGGCUCCGCUCUGGGAUUUGUCUACCAGGUCAGCUCUCCGACGCCGCCCUCCAGUGAGGUGCUGAAGAUCACCGAGCAGACGGCAGCUGGACAAGAUCAAGGACCAGGGGCCAACGGUGGGGCGGAGGAGGCGGAGGACGAGCGGUCGCGAACGUCCGUUCUGCAGAAGGCCUCCAUGUUCGAGAAGGCGGCGGCAGCGGCAGCGGUAUCGCCACCAGCUCCCGUUCAGGUCCCAGCAGCAGCAGCUUCCCCAGCAUCGGGAGCACGACGUUCCGAGUCGGAGCAACAGGAAAUGGACAAGUCUUUCGAAGAUUCAAUACAAGCACUAAAUAAUUUAAUUGGCGAACUAGACUCGUUCCAACGUGAGAUCGAUGAGGGCAAGGGCAAGCCGAUGAGCAACAGCAACAGUAGCAGCAACAACAACAACAAUACGACGACCAGCAGCAACAGCAGCAGCGACAACAACAAUCUGCCAGUCACCAGCAACAUCGAGCCCUGCGCCAUCAGCAAUCAGACGAACUCGAGCGGCUGUGGAACGGACAUAUCGGACACCACGUCCGACGAACUGGCCGGCGACGAUAUGGACGCCAGGCGACGGGAUCGGGAUCGGGAUCUGUUGGGGGCCAGCGAUUCGGAGCUGAGUCGCUGCUAUGUGAGCGAAACGAGUUCGCUGACUGGAGGCCUGACAGCCGGCGGCUAUGAGAAUCCCACGUUUGCGCACUUUGUGGCCAAUGCGAAUCGGGAGGAUGUCGUGUCGCUGGCCUCGGACAGCGUCUGUCUGGGCCAGCCACGCCACGCCUACGUGGACACCUGCAGCGAUAGCGGCAGUGCAGUGGUGGUGAUCUAUGACCACCAGAUCCCCAACACGCCGGACAUCGAGUUCGUUAAGCAGAACUCGGAGAUCGUGGUGCUGCGUACGAAGGAUCCACAGCCCAAUGCGCUGCAGCUGCACGAGAUGAGGGAACUGCAGCAAUUGCCGACCAAUCUGGCCGGUUCGCCGGACUCGUCGCCGGACUCGACCGGCGGCCAGGCGCCGCCGACAGCAACUGUGGCGCCCGCCAAGCAGCGACUCUCCUCGUUUCGAGCUACCAGCGAGCAGCAGUUGCAGCUCCUCGGACGCGGCAGUCCGCAAAGAGGUAAAGCACCCACUGAGCAGGCAACACAGAGCAGGCCACAGGAACGGCGUUCUCCACAGCCACAUCAGCAGCAGGAUAUUGAAGGCAGUAGCCAGCCAGUAGAUCCUGCGAGGCGCCAACUGCCGCCCAAGCCCACCAGCUUGAGCCUUUUCAAUGGGCCCGCUCCCAGUGCGGGUGAUAGGCCAAUGGUGCCCAGAAAGUCCGACUUUAAGUCCGAUCUAGAUGAGAAAAUACGCAGGCAAAAGCAGAAGGUUAAACAGCAAUUGCAGCAGCAACAGCAGCAACAAUCGCCGCAGCAGCAGCAGCAGCAAGCACCACAAGAACAGCAACACUCACCACAGUCGCCCCAAACCAGAAACUGUAAUGUCACUAAUAAACCAGCCGCCAACGUUUCUGCAUCUGCAUCAGUAUCCGCAUCCGCAUUUGCAUCAGCAUCCUCCGAUCCGUAUUCGAACCAAAAUCAUAGAAUGCCAAACCAAAAUCAGACAGUCACAUCCAAUCACAAGCAGUGCAAGACGCCCGCCACAACGGCAUUGUCACCAUCAUCACCUCGCGGCCAUCAGCCAUUAUCAUCGUCAUCGCUCUCGUCAUUACCAUUACCAGCUACCACAUCAUCACCAUCGAUGUUGCCCGCCAGUGACCGACCACCCGCCCAUCCAUAUGUGUGCUCCAAUGCCCCAGCCAAUCCCCAUCAUGCCAAUAGCAUUACCAAUGCCACUGCCAAUGCCAAUCUCAAGCCGUGCAUUACACCCAGGCCGGCCUCGUUGUUGGGAGGAGCAGCAGGCGGUGGCUCCACGCGCAUAGCACGCCGUCAAUCCAUCAACCAGGCCAAGCCACCGCCGCCAGUGAGACGCAGUUCGUCGGUAACACCCAGUCCCAAUGCCUCGGUCGGGCUACAGCAACAACAACAGCACGCCACACUGCAACAGCAGAAUCUUCAACUAAGCAGCUCCAGCGAGCACUUACCGCCACCGCCGGCAUUCAUGCUGGACGCCAUGCCCCAGAUGCCCAGCUCAGCGCUGAAGGUAUCGGAGACGGUAAGAGCGCUAGCCGCCAUGCGUCACCAGCCAGCCUCACCUGUGGCACUCAGACGCAUGCAGCAGCAACAGCUACAGCAGCAACACUUGCAGCAGCAGCAACCCCUCUUGCAGUCUGAGCACAACUUCCCCCUGACCGCCUACUACGACUCCUAUUUGGAUGGCUAUGCCUACGCCCACGGCUUGGUCAAUGGCCAACAGCCUGCGGGCCAGCAGAUGGCCAGCCAGCAACGCUUUACACACCAACCGCAGCCAAAUCCAUAUCUGCAGCAGCAACAUCAGCCACCGCAGCAAUCGCCUGUUUAUCAAGCGCCGCCGCCUAUCGAUGCCACGUUCCGCACCUCAUCACCAGCCGCGGGCGGAGGGGGUGGCGGCGGCAUCUACGCCCAGCCCAAACUGGUCAACACCAUGUCAAGCUUCCGCACGAGCAGCCCCAGUCCCAACGGACACGCUCACCCACUGCCACCGACACAGCCAAAGGCGAAUCCGAAUCUAAUUGCACAGCUCAAUGCACGACUCAACAGUAAACAGCAGCACCAGCAGCAGCAGCAGGUCGAGGGGAUCUACGGCAACCAGCAGGCACCGGGAGAAGAGUCCAUCUACAUGCGGAGUGGCUUGUCCAUGUCGCAGCCGCAACAGCAGCAACACUAUGACGGUAAAUCAGAGCAAAUGCAGCUGCCACACCAGCAACAGCAUAGAAUUUACGCUAGUUUUGGCACCUCAUCAUCAGCAAUGUCAUCGGCCCAUGUGGCCAACAACAGCACUAAGCCGUCCAUUCUAACACCGACCACCUCUUUCAAUGCAUUGCCUCACUUCCCCCUGUCUUCAUCCACAUCAUCGUUGCUCCACAAAGUCAGCUCAUUCUCGAACUCUUCAUCCGCAUCCCCACCACCAACGGCAGCGGCCUCCGGCUCGGCCAACUCGCAUUAUCAGCCACCUCAGCCGCCGACUGCAGCGGUUGCUAACAGCAAAGACUUUGCCACCUACUCAAGUUCGUUUACCAAAAAUCCAGCAGCUGCGCAUUCGCCAAACAUGCGACAGGCCCAUUCCCAUCAGCACCACCAGCCGCCGCCACAGCAGCAUUACACCUGUCCGCCUCCACUGGAGGAUCCCCCACCGCCGCCCAUUUACGCCGGUUCGUCGGCUACGAUGCCCAAGAAGAUGGCACGCCCGCCCACUGGCCAGAAUGCGACCCACUCGAGCGCCUAUGCUGCAGCCUCGGCCACGGCCACGCUGCCCAAGAACAUGAUGCAGCAGCAGCACCGUUUGCAGCAGCAGCAACAGCAUCAACAACAGCAGCAAUAUCAACAACCGGCAGGCAUGGGCAUUGGCAACGGUAAUGGUCACUUAGGUCAGCGUCCGCAGUUGCCGCUGCCUCAGCAGAAACUGCGGGCAGCACAGCAGCAGCACUUGGCGGAACAACAGCAGCAACAUCAGAUGCAGCAGCAACAUCAGAUGCAGCAGCAACUUCAAAUGCAGCAGCAACAGCAACGCCAGCCGCCCAUACCCUCUCGUCAUUCAAGUGUGCAGCAAAAGAUAUUCGUCUCGACGAAUCCAUUCAUACAGACAACGGCCGUUAAGUUUCAUUCGCCUUCGGCCUCGCCCACUUGCGGCUCGCCAGUGACUGGAUCUGGAUCCUUGGCCAGCAUUUAUGCCACAACGUCGCGUGGCGGCCACCAUCGCCAGCAGCAACAUGCUCAGCAGCUGCAGCAGCAGCAGGAACACUAUUAUCGCGAUGUUGCUGGGGGCAACAGCAAUGGCGGUGCUGCCUACUAUAACCACAAUGCCCAUGCCCAAGCUCAUGCCCAUGCCCAGGCACAUCAUUCAAACUAUGCCACAAGCACAAAUAUUGAAAAGACUGGAAGUAUUCGGGCCAAGACCAAGGCCGAAUUCCUCGAGAAUCUCAACGCGAAACUGGCGAAGCAGGGAAUGUCUGGACGAGCAUUUGCCGUGCGAAAUCUCAUCAACAGCAAGGCCCUGCCGGACCCUCGCAUUUGUCACGAGUCGCUGAUGGAUCAAAUCAAACGUGGAGCUACUUUAAAGCGUAACCAGAAGAUCAACGAUCGCAGCGCUCCCAAAAUACAUUGAAUUAACCUAUAGACUUAAGCGGAAUAACAUAUUUAUUACCAUAAUAAUUAAUCUAUGAAUAAUCAUGAGGCCCGACGCCUGCUCGAUUGCAGGGCUCUGCAGAGUUUGGUUUGAAACUGAAAACUCAACACACAACAUACAACAUAAAUACAUAUGAUUACGAUACUACAUAUUCAAUAUACGAUAUUUAACAAGCGCAUUAAGCUUAACUCGAACUAAUCAAUACCUUUCUUGAUUUCCUAUAUCCCAAAAAUAUGUCCGAAAGGCUUUCUUUGUUAAGUAUAUACAAAAUGGAAGACAGUUGUUUAGCACUUGUAUGUUUAUUUAUAUCCCAAACUCGAAUUUAUCUUUAGUGAACAUCUGUUUAAAGAUAUUUUAUGUUUAUGUAUUUACCAUAUUUAUAAUUUCCCUUGUUUAUGUACAUAUAUAUGAAUAUGAUUUUAACAAUCACUCGAAACUAAUCUGACGCCUAAUAAAUGGAAUUUAUCGUACAA